AUGGCACCUGGUCUGAAAGAAACUGAAUUAGGGGACGUUGGAUAUAUAGUGAUUGGGGUGGGGUUGUCAUGUGGUUGUUACUCUGUGAAUAUCGUUGAGGAAAUGCAGAUUGCUGUCGUUGUAUUCUCUGAAAACUAUGCCCAUUCUUCUUGGUGCUUGCAAGAACUUGAACAUAUCAUGAAAUGCAAGGUUGAGAGAGACCAAAUUGUUAUYCCCAUAUUUUAUCACGUUGAUCCCUCGGAAAUCCGAAAUCAAAAAGGGAAAUAUGGAGAAGCAUUUGCCAAACACAAGUCUGAGAGGAGAAACGUUGAAUCCUGGAGAAAGGCACUUGCGGAUGCAGGGAACCUAUCUGGACAUGUUGCCAAUGGGCCCGAGACAAUAUUCAUCGAAAAUAUUGUUACAGAAAUUUCAAAAAGAUUGUCUAUGGCAAUUCCAAGUGACAAUCAAGACCAGAUUGGAAUGGAGGAUCGCUUGCAAGAUUUUAAAUCAAAAUUAGCAAUCGAUUCACAAGGUGUGCUGAUGGUUGGAAUAUGGGGGMUUGGUGGUGGUGGUAAGACUACUCUUGCACGUGCUGUUUAUGAUCAAAUCUCCAGCAAGUUCGAUGGUUUYUGCUUUAUGAGUAACGUUCGGGAAGAAUCAWGCAGGCAUGGUUUGAAAGGAUUGCAAGUAGAAAUUCUCUCAUGUGUUUUGAAACAAAAAAAAGAGGAAGUAAUUGGAGAUGUAAGAAGGUUGAUAGAGAGUAAGCUUCGUCGUAAAAAGGUCUUACUGGUUCUUGAUGAUGUCGAUGAUGCUAACCAUCUAGAGGCACUAGCUGGAUCACGUGAUUGGUUUAAUGAAGGAAGCAGAAUUAUAAUCACAACUAGAGAUCGACAUUUACUGAAUACUCACGGAGUAAAUGUGAUAUACGAUAUUAGCUUGUUAAGUCAUGACGAGGCUAUGAAGCUCUUUAGCAAGCGUGCACUUGGGCAUGGUAACCGUGUAGAAGAUUAUGAUAGUCUUUCGAAAGAGGUUGUUUCUUAUGCUCGUGGGCUCCCGUUAGCACUUAAGGUUUUGGGUUCACUUCUUUGUGAUAAAGACAAGAGUGAGUGGUUGAGCGCCUUGGCCAGACUAAAAGAUAUCCCUGAAGAUGACAUAUUGGAAACGCUAAAAAUUAGCUAUGAUGGACUUAAAGUAAAGGAGAAAGAGCUGUUCCUAGAUAUUGCAUGUUUUUUUAGAGGAAAAAGGUACUUUUUUGAGCAAUGGGUGAUACUCGAAGCUUGUGGUUUUCACCCUAAAAUAGGGGUAAGGGUGCUGAUACAAAAGGCUCUCAUAACUGUGACAAAAGAAGGAUGGUUUGAUAUGCAUGAUCUGAUACAAGAAAUGGGACACUACAUCGUUCGAGGAAAAAACCCCCGAAAUCCAGAAAAACACAGCAGGGUUUGGAAGUGGGAGGAUGUUUUAACAAUAUGUGCUACGCCGACAAAAAAUGACAGGAUUGAAGCAAUAAGAACUGAGUUUAUGUUGAAGCAAACUGAGUUUAUGGGGAAGCAAAGGGAGGAAGUGAAGGUGGCUUUUCGUAAUCUUCCUUGUGCUGUUGCAAAGAUGAAGAAACUUCGGUGGUUUUCUUGCGAUGGGUAUCCAGCAACUUCAUUGUCAGGAAAUUUUCAAUCAACGAACCUUUUUUAUCUACAGUUGCGUUCGAGCUCUCUAAAGCAAAUUUGGGAGGGUUAUAAGCAUCUGCCAAAUUUGAAAGUGCUCAACCUCAGUCAUUCCGUAAAACUUAUCAGGACACCAGAUUUUUACGGACUUCCAUGUCUUGAAAGAUUACUACUCACCUAUUGUGACCAGUUAACAGAUGUUCAUCCAUCAAUUGGAUAUCAUGAAAGGCUUAUUUACGUGAAUAUGAGUUUUUGUACCCACAUUAAAAAGUUUCCACCCAUCAGAGGGAUGAAAAAGUUGGAGACUCUUAUUCUUUCUAGGUGCCCUCAACUUUGCAUGUUCCCGGAGAUCCAAAUGAACAUGGAUAACAUGAUAAAGCUUUCUUUGACAGAAACUGGAAUAAAAGUUGUACCCUCGUCAUUUGGAAAGUAUUGUACCAACCUUCUUUCUCUUGAUUUGGGACGUUGCAGAAGUCUAGAGAGUAUUGAAGGCAACUUCCAUCACUUAAAACAUUUGAAAAAGUUUUCUAUCGCUAGAUGUGAAGAGCUUAAGAUACCAGCAGAGGGCUUCUUUGAUGUAACUUGUUGUUUAGAGGUGCUUGAUUUAAGUGAUACAUCCUUCAUGAAUCUUCACCCAGGCAUCGUAAGCAUGAAGUUUCUUGGUUUUCCACCUUCCUUAAGAAGGUUGCAUCUUGUCUCAUGCGAUUGGAUAAAUGGAGACAUCUCAUCUGUUGUUUGCGAGUAUUCCAACCUACAAGUAUUAAAUCUACAACAUAAUGAUUUUUCACGAUUGCGUUGCAGCCUCUUGCAACUCUAUAGUCUGAAGGUCCUCAACCUUUCAUAUUGCUAUGACCUUGUAGAAUUACCAGAUCUCCCAUCAAGCAUAGCUGUUCUCGAAGCAUAUGGGUGCAAAAAGCUUAAACUUGUAGAUCUUCCAACAGAUCUUAAAUGGUUGUGGAGAAUCUCACUUCCAAUGAAAUGUAUAUUGGGUGAUAUGGAGAGAAAAGUACAAUCCAUGCUUCAGGGAAAUUCCAUUUAUGAUAACUCCAUCAGUCUCUCUUUCCAUGGUGAUAACAUUCGAUUAGAAGACUUUGCAAGGAGAAGAUUGAUGUUAGAGCUUCCAAGGAACUGGUACAACGAAUUCAGUGGAUUCUUAAUAUGCUUUAUAGUUAAAUGGAUGCUUGGUGACAUACAUAAUGUAAUUACUAUCGAGGACGUAAUGGGUAGGGAAAAUGAAGAUGUUUUGGAGGUGUCUGAUGGAACUCCCAAGCUGAUAUGGGGUGAGGCAUACAGGUGCUAUAUAUAUAUAUCCUUCGGUUCAUUGAGGCAUACCUCAUGGUGGAAGUCAACACACACUACCAUUUCAUUUUCCAUACAAAGAGGUACUUACGAAAAAGUCGAACUUGUUCCUAGAAGUAAAGGUGAUCCAAUAGAAAGAGUCAAACAUACAACAAAUUUCUCAGAGUUUUGGGAAGCAUCACCUAUUGAGAUCACACAUGAUUCAAAAUCUUGUAUCGAGAUUAACUGGCGGCAUCCUACUGUGGAUUACCGGCCCGACAACAGGUUUUAUCUUCCUUCUUGAAAACCCCUCUAGGCGCGAACUGAUUCGCCAUUGAAGGCUUAUCCAUAGCGAACUUUGUUCAUCGAUUGAAGGCUAAAUUUAUGUUGACGCGAACUGUGAUUCUCGAUAACUGAUUCGCCAUUGAAGGUUUACCCAUAGCGAACUUUGCUCACCGAUUGGAUGCUAAAUUUUUGUUGAUAAUGAUGUGAGAUUGAUGGAUGUUGAAACCUCAUCCUUUAUGCCCUCAAGUCAACCCAUGGUCUCAAAAAGGAUUUUACGUCCAAUGAUUCUUAAGCCUUUACCUGUUGAAGAAGCAGUACAAAAAAGGAAGUCCACACAUCCUACAAAGAAUGAAAAGAAUUUGAAGUUGGCUAGGGUUGCAAAUGAAGUUGAAGAUGAGGUAGUUCAGGUUUUGAGAACAAGGAGUUCUCCUCUUYAAUUAUGUUUGGCAAUUCAAAACUUUCAAAUAGAGYAGAGAAAGUMUGUUACAGCYAUGAGGCUUAAGUCAAUCCUACACUUUAGCAUAGAAUAUAUUCCAUCAAGAUUGGGCUUUUUCGUUGUCGACAAUUUUGAUGAUGAAAGGAUGGUCUUAAAGCUUUCAGUUGGGGAGCUGGAAAUUGCAAAAUAUAGCGUGCAGAAAAUGCUUGGUUUUCCAACUGGUCCUAUUCGUAUCACCCAAAAAAGAACAAAUAGCAAUGAUAAAGUGGUUAGAUGUUGGAGAAACCAAUUUCCUCAAACCAAAAAAGAAAUUCAUCCAUCUCUAGUUGCAGAACAUAUGACGCAACAAAUAGAUGGAGGAGAUAUGUUCAAGUUGAACUUUUUUGUACUCGUUGCUACCUGUUUGUGUGAGUCUAUGAAGGCAGGGACAGCUAAUCAAAGGCUUUUGCACUACAUUGCACACAAAGAAGAUAUACAUAACUUAGAUUGGUGUGAGUUUGUCAUCGAUUGCUUGAAGAGAAGCAAAAAGAAUUGGAAUAGGGCUGAUCCAACAUCGUAUUAUUGUGGGCCAUUGAUGUUCUUAACGUUACUCUAUGUGGAUGGAUUGUUAUGCAAAGAUUUGCAUGUUCAAAGAAGUUCUCCAGCUAUCAAGAUUUGGACUACAAAACUUCUAAAAGAAAGAGUCUUUGGAAAUGAAGUCAGGAAGUUUUGGCUAUGGUAUACUUCAAGAACCAUUUGAAGAAGAGGAAAACCAGAAUGAAGAAAAUGAAUAUGAGUAUAAAGAGGAAGAUGAAGAGGAAGAAGAAGACGAAGACAAAGAAGAAGACGUAGAAGGCACAAGAAAAGAGGUUAUAAUGGUCGCAUUGUUUGUAUCUGGAGUUCCAUUCAACAUUGCUUUUGUUGAUGGUAACUUUACAGCAUCUUUUCUUCAACGUUGAAGUAUGUAGCGUUUUGGAAUUUUCUUGAUCUCAUGAUGCCUUAACACAUAAAAAGCAUGACGACAUAAUAUUCCAUAAAGCUGAAAAUGAAGACAUGUGCAAGUUAUGAUA
Cynara cardunculus var. scolymus (artichoke) is the source of this 4685-nucleotide messenger RNA. RefSeq names its product TMV resistance protein N-like. Gene Ontology annotation, biological process: signal transduction; defense response. Lineage: Eukaryota; Viridiplantae; Streptophyta; Magnoliopsida; Asterales; Asteraceae. The record is from RefSeq and is a predicted model, not a curated record. Gene Ontology annotation, molecular function: ADP binding. Bases 1 to 3219 code for a protein of 1072 amino acids. The transcript is spliced from 12 exons.